This is a messenger RNA of Dracunculus medinensis (Guinea worm), 1395 nucleotides long. Lineage: Eukaryota; Metazoa; Nematoda; Chromadorea; Rhabditida; Dracunculidae. The record is from the annotation of a GenBank genome assembly.
AUGGGGAAAGAAAAAAUACAUAUUAAUAUUGUUGUGAUCGGUCACGUCGAUUCUGGUAAAUCAACAACAACCGGGCAUUUAAUUUAUAAAUGUGGAGGAAUCGAUAAGCGAACAAUUGAAAAAUUUGAGAAAGAGGCUCAAGAAAUGGGAAAAGGAUCGUUCAAAUAUGCAUGGGUUUUGGAUAAACUUAAAGCGGAACGUGAGCGUGGUAUUACAAUUGAUAUUGCUUUAUGGAAAUUUGAAACAGCUAAAUAUUAUGUGACAAUUAUUGAUGCACCUGGACAUCGUGAUUUCAUCAAAAAUAUGAUUACUGGAACAUCGCAAGCUGAUUGUGCGGUAUUGGUUGUCGCUUGUGGAACAGGCGAGUUUGAAGCAGGUAUUUCUAAGAAUGGACAAACUCGGGAACAUGCAUUGCUUGCACAAACAUUAGGUGUCAAACAACUAAUUGUCGCUUGCAAUAAAAUGGAUUCAACAGAACCACCUUUCUCUGAAGCUCGUUUCAAUGAAGUAGUUAAUGAAGUUUCGAAUUAUAUUAAGAAAAUCGGUUAUAAUCCUAAAGCGGUUCCGUUUGUGCCUAUCUCAGGUUUCAAUGGUGAUAAUAUGUUGGAACCAUCGGAAAACAUGUCUUGGUUCAAGGGUUGGUCCAUUGAAAGAAAGGAAGGUUCAGCAACUGGAAAGACAUUACUAGAGGCUUUGGAUUCAGUCACGCCUCCUCAACGACCCACCGAUAAGCCGCUUCGUUUGCCUUUACAAGAUGUCUACAAAAUCGGAGGCAUCGGAACCGUGCCGGUUGGUCGUGUCGAAACUGGUGUCCUAAAACCUGGGAUGGUUGUAACUUUUGCUCCACAGAACCUUACAACUGAGGUGAAAUCAGUUGAGAUGCACCACGAAGCACUGGCUGAAGCAUUACCUGGUGAUAAUGUUGGAUUUAAUGUUAAGAAUAUUUCUGUUAAAGAUAUUCGUAGAGGUUCGGUGGCAUCUGAUUCCAAAAAUGAUCCAGCCAAGGAAGCGAAAUCAUUCACAGCUCAAGUUAUUAUUAUGAAUCAUCCGGGUCAAAUCGCACAAGGCUACACUCCUGUACUUGAUUGCCAUACUGCACAUAUAGCCUGCAAAUUUGCCGAAUUGAAGGAAAAAGUUGACCGACGAUCUGGAAAAAAGGUUGAGGAUAAUCCAAAGUUCCUUAAAUCUGGUGAUGCGGGUAUUGUGGAAUUGGUGCCGUCAAAACCAAUGUGCGUUGAAUCGUUUACAGAUUAUCCUCCAUUAGGAAGGUUCGCAGUCCGUGAUAUGCGCCAGACGGUUGCUGUUGGAGUAAUAAAAGCUGUGGAGAAAACCGAAGCUGCUGGGAAAGUUACGAAAGCUGCGCAAAAGGCCGGAGUAGGAACAAAAAAGAAAUAA